Molecule: messenger RNA, 7781 nt
Organism: Oryzias melastigma (Indian medaka)
Lineage: Eukaryota; Metazoa; Chordata; Actinopteri; Beloniformes; Adrianichthyidae
Gene: obsl1a
Product: obscurin like cytoskeletal adaptor 1a
Exons: 25
Coding region: 820-7437 (2205 amino acids)
Molecular function (GO): protein binding
Source: RefSeq, a predicted model, not a curated record
AAACAGACAACUGCACAUACAUCUAAAGGACAAUUUAUUGUCCCAAAUAUCAAAAAUGUUUUGUGAGAACAGUAAAACUUUUUCUUUUGGAUGUUUCAGGCAAAUCUAAAAAAGUGUUCAAUGCUAAAUAUCUAGUGACAUGAAUCGAACCCUACUAACUAUUCAACAUGAUUCAUAAUAAAAGGAAUCCAAGAAGGUGGGGUUUUUUUCUCUUUUAAGACUUAACUCAGGGUAUCUGUCAGCCAGCCUUCUAUCUUCAGUGUGUGAAUGGAGAGUCUGACUUAUCUGGUCCAACGUCACUAAAGCUGUUGGUAUUUUUAGGUGGACACUUGCAGUGGAAGCAGCUGCUAAAGCGUUUAAUGCUCCCCCAACCCUCAGUCCCAGCCCCCCUUACACUGACUCUUUAGCUGUCAGACAAUGACGGAAUCAGUGUUGAUGCAUACACCACGCCGCUAGCCGGGAAAGUGUGAUCAUUUCCCUCUUAGCCGCCGGCAACCGCACAUCGAACAUACAAGACGUGACAGAGGAAUAGCACCUGAAACCGUGGCUCCCAAACUGUGAAUGGAGGCUUUUCUUUUUCAAACUUGCAAAAAGAAGGUGCCAUGUUUCCUUCACAAACCAAGAGGAUAAAGAGGGAAAACAGAAUAGAGCUUAAUGAAUGAUAUAUAGAAAAGCCGGUUGAUAUUUUUCUGAAUUGAACUUAAGAGGGGACAAUUCUGAACAAAGAAACGAAAAGUGCUUCCUCAACAAAGUGAAACACUUUCCUCUGGAAAACUACAGAUAAAACUAUAGAAAACUUUAAUUUAAAGACAAAACGUCAUGGAUAUCUUUGGUGGUGCUCCUCGUGUCCUCGGUUAUCCGCGCCCUGUGGUGGCACAAUGUGGAACAGACGCAACCCUGAGGUGCCAGAUUAGCGGAGACCCGCGUCCAGAUGUCAUCUGGGAGCGUAAAAAUGUUCAAAUCUUGCCUGAAAAACGAUACAAGAUCUCAGAGGAAGGAAAGCUGUACUUGCUGACUAUAACUGGAGUGACCCAACAGGACGCCGGCCAGUACAUCUGCAAGGCUCGAAAUAGCAUUGGGGAAACGUAUGCAGCAGCUUCUCUUAAAGUAGAAGGAGAGGCCCCGGUGGAAGAAACGGAACCCCACUUAGGGGUUAAUGGUCUUUCAGAAAAAGAAAAUGGAGUGCACCUUAAUGGAUACAGUAUAGUGCAAAAUGGUGUAAAGGAGCAAGAAAUAAAAGACGAGAACAAGUGGAAUGAUAAGUCAAGUGAAAAACUUAAAGAUGAUGAUUUACCGUCCAAUGAUAAGCCACGGUUUCUCAUUAAGCCCUUAUCGCUUCGUGUUGAUCGCGGAGAAGAUGCUGCAUUCUCUUGCAAACUCUGGGGCACACCUCUACCCGAAGUUACUUGGGAAAAAGAUGGGAAAAAGCUGAAUGAUAUUUUUGAGAGCUCACACUUCAGCGUGACCAAUCAGGAUGGCGGCUGGUUCCAACUCAAGAUCUACAGGACUCGCAUGCCAGACAAGGGUGUUUAUACCUGCAAGGCAGUAAACUGUCAUGGAGAGGCCCUGGCUGGGGCUAUCCUGCUUGUAGAGUCUGUCCCAGAAAGAGAGGACAGUAGAAUGUCCUUAAGCAGUCGUUCCAACAGCCAGUGGUCACCAAAGCCAAGAGGCGGGCGGCUGAGUUUGUCGAAGCUGGUGGAGGAGCCUUCGGUCAGUGCGUCCAAGGUGAAAAAGUUUGCAGUCUCAGAAGGAAAGCAUGCCAAGUUUCGCUGCUUUGUGACAGGCAAGCCAAAGCCUGAAAUAAUCUGGAAGAAAGACGGAGUUCCCCUUGAGCCUGGCAGGCGUCAUUUGAUCUUUGAGGACAGAGAGGGAUACUACACUUUGAAAGUUCUGUACUGUAAGGUGGAGGAUACGGGGCUGUAUGUGUGUGCUGCAUCAAACGCUCUAGGAAAUACCCUUAGUGCUGUCCACCUGACUGUGAAAGGUCAUGCUGUAAAGUUCCGACGGCCAUUAAAGGACGCGGAAGUGAAGGAGAGGGAUGCGGCUGUGCUGGAAUGUGAGGUUCCAGAUGAGACGGUCCAAGCGGCAUGGUACCUUGAAGACCAGAGGCUGAUGCCCAGCAGUAAAUACGCAAUGGAGCAGAAAGGAACACGGAGAAGACUUACUAUUCACGAUGUUGGAACAGAUGACGAUGGAGUCUACCUAUGUGAAAUGCCCAAUGGUGCGAAGAGCAUUGCAGAGCUAUCAGUUAAAGGUACUAUUAUGCGAAAACUUCCUCGGAAACUGGAGGUCCUGGAAGGCGAGAAUGCAGCCUUCUGCGUCGAGGUGGAAAACGACGAUAUGGAGGUCCACUGGUUUAAAGACGGCUUGAAGCUCCAUGAGACGCACCAAACCAUCCUUAAGUCUUUCGGCAAAACUCAUAUUCUGGUCUUUGUCAAUGUGGCCUAUCAAGACUCCGGGGUCGUGACAUUUGUAGUCGGAAGAUCCAAAACAUCAUCUCGACUUAAAGUUAAAGCCACAAGACACUGUCCUCCCAUUUGCCCAGCGGAAGUUAAGAUGGACAUUGACAGGCCCAAUAGUGCUUUACUCAGCUGGGAGCCCGCCCCCAACAGCCAGACCUCCACCAGAUCCAUAUUUGUGCUGGAGAUGCAAGAGGUAGGCUCACAAGAGUGGCACAAGUGUUUCACCUCAGAGACAGCCACCUCGGCGGAGGUCACCGGUGACGCUGUGCCAUGUGAAGGAAACUACCGCUUCCGUGUCUGCAGCAUCAACAAGUACGGACGAAGCGGUCAUGUAGAGUUUCCAAAAGUUGUCCAUCUUGCCCCUGGACCUAAAAUUCACAGGAAUCUUAAGAGCUGUGAGCUGAUGGAAGGGGAAGAUGCUCACUUCUCCAUCGAGUUGUCAGCGUCAAUGCCUGGAACUUGGUUUCUAAACAGUUCUCAAUUAAAGCACGGAGGACGGCAUUCAAUACAGCAAAAGCGAACAACCCACUCACUUGUGAUUCAUAAAACUCAAAUGGCUGAAGACAUGGCCGAAAUCACGUUCAUAGCCAACGGAGUCAGAGAUUCAGCGGUACUCAAGGUCAAACCUGUUGUGGCAAAUUUCAGUCCACUGUCUGAGGUAGAUCUCAACAAGACAGUGGACACAGGUGAUGCCAUCGUCCUCUAUUGUGAGGUCUCCCAUCCCCUCGCAAAUGUUUCCUGGUUCAAAGAUGGCAAUGCCCUGGAGGUAAUGGAAGGCCUCAACAUCCAGGCAGAGGGCAAUAUGCGGAGAAUCGUGAUCCAGUCUGCUAAUGCUUCACACUCGGGAGUCUAUACUUGUCAAAUGCCUGGGGAUCUUGUCACUUUUAAUGUAGACGUUGCAGGCCCCCCUGUAGAAUUUACUCCAGUGCAGGAAGAGGAGCUCAUUAAGAGCAGCAUGGAGCUGGAUCCAGUAGUGCUGCUGUGCCACGUCUCCAGAGAAGAUGCUGAAGUCAAAUGGUAUAAAGAUGGUCAGGAGGUCCAGGCAAGUGACAACAUAACUCUCCAGGUGGAAGGAACCAUGAGGAGGCUAAUCAUUCGCUCUGCAGAAAGCUCAGAUGCUGGUUGCUACACCUGCCAGGCAGGAAAGAACAACAUGGUGUUCACUGUCAAUGUCAAGGAACCUCCAGUUGUGAUUGUGGAGCCUAAAGAGGACGUAGUGAUGAAGAUAUCCAUACCGGAGGAGAUAAACUUGCAGUGCGAGUUGUCUCGCUCCAAUGGAAAGGUGCAAUGGUUGAAGGAUGGCGAGGAAGUGCAGGAAAGUGACUCAGUCCGACUGAUGUCAGAAGGCCCUUACAGAAAACUGACCAUCCUUUCAAGCUGUACGGAGGACAGUGGGGAGUAUGUCUGUGAAACUGAUGGAGACUCUGUCUUCUUCCAGGUCACUGCAACAGAACCACCUGUGAGAAUUAUUUCUCCAAGCGAGUCGGAAGUAGAAGUGACACACUUGGCGUCAGAGAGGCUGGAGCUAUGCUGUGAGAUCUCCAAAGAGGAUGCUCCAGUUCGGUGGUACAAAGACAAUCUAGAAGUAGAGGCGGGUCCUAACUUGAUCCUGGAGGAGGAUGGAGCCAAACGACUGCUAGUUAUACCCUUAGCGACAGUGGACGAUACAGGGGAGUAUGUAUGUGACACUGAAGAUGAUUCUAUGGCCUUCUUGGUUACUGUUGCAGAGCCGCCAAUCAUACUUACUCGACCCAAAAACAUACCGGAAAAACUGGUUAGCACAGCGGGUAAACCAAUAGUUUUGGAGAUUGAAGUGUCGCGGCCGACAGCAGAAGUCAAAUGGUGCUUUAAUGGCAAAGAAGUAAAGCAAAGCACCAACAUCACCAUAGCAGAAGAUGAGUUCAUCCGCCGACUAACCGUCCACUCGCCAACUCCAGAAGAUUCUGGGAAAUAUACUUGCUACGCAACCGAUGACAAAAUCGACUUCCAAGUCAAAGUUUUAGAGCCUCCGGUGUCCAUCUUAAGAAAGUCAGAGAUCAAGACAGACCUGAAGUUUAUGGUUUCAGAUGACAUUGUCCUAGAGUGUGAGCUCUCUAGGGAUAACGCUAAAGCCAAGUGGUACAAGGAUGGUGUCCGUGUAGAGGGUGAUGAAAGGUUUUGUGAGGAGGAAGAAGGAGCAUUCCGCUCACUUGUCAUCCUCAAUGCUGAGCUCACGGAUUCGGGAGAAUACUUCUUGGAUGUUGGAGAUGACAGUAUCAGUUUCCAAGUUUCAGUAAAAGAGCCACCAGUGACCAUUGUAGGAAACUCGUAUGACCCUGAUCACCAGGAGAUGGUGGCAGGGGACGACCUGAUACUUGCCUGUGAAGUGUCCCGUGCCAAUGCCCCUGUUAGCUGGUACUGCAAUGACAAACUGCUCAUGUGUGAUUCCCGCACUUCCAUCGAAAGCUACGGAGCGGUGAGAAAACUUAUAAUCUCCUGCGUCCAACCAUCUGACUCAGGGAAGUAUACUUGUGAUGCCACGGACGAUAAGAUGAUCUGCACAGUCAGGAUUCAAGAAACUCCGGUAACAUUUGUGAACAAGGAGGAGGAUAUUGUCGUGACAGGCUACGAAGCAGAGAGCGUGACCUUGACAAGCUAUGUGUCCAAGGAAAGUGCUCUUGUGCGUUGGCUUAAAGAUUGGACACCUGUCGAGGGCGAACGAUUUAAAACCCUCAUGGAAGGUCAUACACGUACUCUCACCAUUGAGCCCUUGAGACGUUCUGAUGCCGGCGAGUACACGUGUGAUGCUAACACCGACCAACUCCACUUCAGUCUGCUGGUUAAAGAGAUGAGAAUCAAGUUUGUAAGGCCGCUCCGAGACACUGUGGCUCAUGCCGAUGGCAUGGUGACCCUACGGUGUGAGGUUUGCAAACCAAAAGCAGAUGUCCAGUGGCUAAAAAAUGGUGAGGAGGUGGUGCCAAGCAGAAGAUUCUCCAUCCGGGCAGAUGGGGUUGAACGAAGUUUGACUAUUCACCGUUUAACCAGAGAAGAUGCGGGCGAGUAUACUUGUGAGUCCAGAGACGACCGGACCUCUGCAGUACUGAGAGUGAAAAUGCCUCGGGUGGUUGAGUUUCUCACUGAGCUCCACAACACUACUGUGAUGGAAGGAGAAGAUGCCACCUUCAAGUGUGUCGUCUCUCCUGAGGAUGUCCAGUUAGUCUGGCUCAUGGAUAAUGAGCCCAUCGCGUUGGGUGAUCGUUUCCAAGCAACCCAAAAUGGCCUGUGUCACACCUUAGUGAUCAAAAAAUGCCAGCUGUUGGACAACUCAAAGAUUUCAGCAGAAGCUGAAGGAAAGAUGACCAAAGCCAGUCUCAAAGUUCAAGAGGCUCAGGUCAUGUUCACAAAGAAAAUGGAAGCUGUUAUGGCAGAGGAGUUUGGCGAAGCCACCUUGGAAACAGAGAUAAGCCUGGAGACAGGCGAGGUUCAAUGGAUGAGGCAAGGGGUGGUAAUCCAGUCUGGCCCCCGCUACACAGUGGCCCAAAAUGGGUGCAAACGCAGCCUUACCAUUCGGAACCUGACCUUGUCGGACCGGGGAACCUAUCGCUGUGAGACCCUGCAUGACCGAGCGCAGGUCAAACUCAAUGUAGAACCUCGAAAAAUCUCCAUCCGCAAAGGCCUGACUGACCAAGAAACGGUGGAACGUGAGACCGCCUCUUUUGAGGUGGAGCUUUCUCACACAGACGUGGAAGGUAUUUGGCAGAAAGACGGCAUCCGACUGAAGCCCAAUAACCAGUUCAGAGUGAGCGCCAAUGGCUUCGUCCAUGGUCUUACCCUGUCCAAUCUGUCUAUGGAGGACACGGGUACCAUCGUCUUCUCGGCUGAAGGGGUGCGCACCACGGCAAGGCUCACUGUCAAAGAGACGCCGGUGUCUAUCCUGAGGCCACUCGCUGAUGUUCGCGUGGAGGAAGAAUUUCCUGCCACUUUGGAAUGUGAAUUCUCAAGACAAAAUGUUGAAGUCAAAUGGCUUAAGGAUGGGGCCGAGUUGAGGCCUGGAAAGAACUACCGGAUCUAUUCCAUGGGUCGGAAGCGCUUCUGCCAGAUCCUGCUAUGUUCCCGGGCGGACUCGGGCUGUUACACAUGUGACACGGGGGAAAUCAACACUUCCUGUUCACUGCAGGUGUAUGAGCAUGAGCUGGUCAUUGUAAAAGAGCUCGAGGAUCUGUACAUAAAAGAAGAGCAGAACGCCGUCUUCAUGUGUGAAGUUUCUUUGGAGGAUGUGAAUGGAGAAUGGUACAAGAACGACCAACGGAUUCGACCCUCGAGCACGACAAAAAUGCGCACAGAAGGGACCAAACAUUUUCUGCUGAUCUGUAAUGUCACGCCAGAAGACGCAGGAGAAAUCCAUUUUGCAGCCAGGAACCUUAAAUCAACAGCGUACCUGGAAAUCGAAGAGCUUCCAGUUUCUAUCGUAAAACCCUUACGAGAUAGAACGGCUUUAGAGAAACACCGUGUCAUCCUGGAAUGCACGGUCUCCUCGCCACGCAGUAGCGCAACCUGGUACAAAGGGAAACGGGAGCUUGAGUCGUCGGAUCGGGUGGAGAUCGUUGCAGAUGGCUGCUCCCACAAACUGGUGAUCCACCAAGUGGAUGUGGAGGAUGAAGGCACCUACAGCAUUGAGGUUGGGGAGCACACUUCCCAAGCAAAACUUCUGGUUGAAGCCCAGGCCCUUGUGAUGGUAAAAGAGCUGCAAGAUGUGGAGGUGACGGAGCCGGAGCCCGCCUCUUUCCAGUGCGAGGUGUCGGUUGCCAUCAACAAGCCUCCAGUUUGGACUUUCAAUGGAGUGACGCUCCAAGCAGGUCCUGACAUUCGCAUGGAGAACCACGGAACUGUUCACAAGCUUACCCUGAGGAACACCACCGUGGACAUGAGUGGCAUAGUCAAAUUUACAAUGGGCAAGGCUAAAAGCAGUGCAACCCUCAGUGUUUUAGAAAACUAAAAGAAAGAGUCCCUGAUCAAGAUUAAUAAAGAAACAGCCAAAUCAGAACAAAUGAGUCAGAAAAUGUCUAUUUCUACAGUGUAAUAACAGCUAUCAAGAUUUUUGGUUGAUCUUGUGGUACAUUAAUAAUAUUUAAUUUUUAUUUUUUUUAAAUGAGGAUUUCUAUUUUACAAGACAGUUUAUCCCCUUUACUGAAAUGUAUUUUCACUGCCUGGCAACAAUAAAGGAAAAGAUUAAAAAAAAGGUUUUUCACUGUAUCACAAACUUUCAAUUACUUAUCAUUAACAUAUUAAAUAGUUACUGUCCGGUUCAGCAUAUUUUUAAAAAGGCUUUUCAUGGGUUUU